Molecule: messenger RNA, 806 nt
Organism: Rhipicephalus microplus (southern cattle tick)
Lineage: Eukaryota; Metazoa; Arthropoda; Arachnida; Ixodida; Ixodidae
Product: venom metalloproteinase antarease TserMP_A
Biological process (GO): membrane protein ectodomain proteolysis
Molecular function (GO): metalloendopeptidase activity
Source: RefSeq, a predicted model, not a curated record
GGCAAAUAAGGGCAAGGCAUGCAGGAAUGGCAAAGCUGCCUUAGGUUUGGACCGGCCUGUUACCUUUUCUGGUGUCCAGACAUCGGCUCAUGAAAUCGCUCAUUUGUUGAACGCUGACCAUGACGGUCACGGCGCAGCAAAGAAUUGCUCAAGUGAUGAGGGUUACAUAAUGAGCAGCCCCCGAAGGAACGGGAAUAACAGCUGUGCAUUUUCCAACUGUAGCAAGAAUGACAUCGCCGACUUUUUGACGUGGCGAUAUUCAAAAUGUCUAUUUCGAAAAGACGUAUGCCACGUCAUUUCUUUACCAAACAAGGCGGCAGACCUUCCAGGGGAUGUUAUAGAUGGGCAAACAUUCUGUAAGGAAUACUACAGGGAACCCAGAUACUCCAACUCCACUUAUAUAAAGCUUCAAUCCGACCUAGAGCAGUGCGUAUUCCGCUGCUUGGUACACGAUACUUACAGCCAUUCGAAGAUGCAGAACCGGACGACUUUUGCAAUAGAUGGGACACCCUGCUCUGAAACUGAACCACAAAAGAUAUGCCACAACAUGGUCUGUGUCAAGCCCUAGUAAAAUAGUGGACGUUUCUGAAAGAACAAACGUGCAGUUUGCACUUCACCAAGCAGAUUGCCACCCCCUGUCGCAUUUAGCGAAGCAGAUUGCCACUUCCUGUUCGGAAUAAAGGUGUUUUUUGUAUAAAGAAUGAACGCGACGAUUAAGGCUUCUGUUCGUGCAGCGAUUAGUUUUGAACUAUUCACUCAUAUUAUCGCAGGGUCGUGACACUAAAUAAAGCAGCAGUCGCCGUGUC